This is a messenger RNA of Cotesia glomerata, 1409 nucleotides long. Its product is annotated as 15-hydroxyprostaglandin dehydrogenase [NAD(+)]-like. The coding region runs from base 579 to 1346 and encodes 255 amino acids. The transcript is spliced from 6 exons. NCBI's taxonomy places the organism in Eukaryota, Metazoa, Arthropoda, Insecta, Hymenoptera, Braconidae. Gene Ontology annotation, cellular component: cytoplasm. Gene Ontology annotation, molecular function: oxidoreductase activity, acting on the CH-OH group of donors, NAD or NADP as acceptor. The record is from RefSeq and is a predicted model, not a curated record.
GCCGACGCACCAGGAGCCACACCUCGCGGCUCAAAACUCCGAUCUGCGAGUCAAGACCGAUGCCCUCAGUUCUCAGUUCUGUUCUGUAAAAUUAGCGGUGCACCCUUUGUGUCUCAUACAAUUUUUAAUGGAUACUUACACAUAAUUUAUACUUGCGUAGGAGUAAUUUAGUGUGAUUUUCAGCGUGAAUAUUUUAACAGUGAAAAUAAUAAUAAUAAUAGUUACAUAUAUUCACCCCCGCAAGCUCGUGAGUGACAUUUGUGCUGUAUGAAUCGUAUCUCUUCAUCUCUAUCGCUACUGUUUAGCAGACUCUGUCUGACUCAUCCUCAUUUAUUCCCUUUCUCCUUCACCGUGAACUACACCGGGGCCAAGAACGUUUCGGCGCAUUCAAGGUCGUCUUCACUUUCAUCCACUUUCAUGUUUGCUGCAAUUGUAUUUUAAUAAAUAAAUAAAUAUACAACUACUUACUGUGUUUUGGAAAAUAUAAAAAUUAAAAAAAGAAGUGAGGUUAUUACGCAUAAAUCAGGUUAAGACCGGAAGAAUAAAAGUGAUUAUUAAUAAUUGAUUAAAAGUUUAAAAUGGAACUGAAAGGACGAGUCGCCUUAGUUACUGGAGGGUCUUCUGGGAUCGGUAGAGCUUUUGUUGAAGAACUGCUCAACCAAGGAGCGAAGGUUACGAUAUGUGAUAUUAACGCUGAAGAAGGAGAAAAGUUAGCGAACGGACUAGCGCUGAGGCACGGCAAAGAUCGGGUGCUUUAUUGUCAGUGUGAUGUCACUGAUUAUCCACAGUUUGAAGAAUCAUUUCGAAUAACAAUUUCAACGUUCGGUCAUAUUGAUAUUCUUAUCAACAAUGCUGGGAUAAUGAAUGACAGAUUCUGGGAACUUGAGGUCGACAUUAAUCUCAAUGGAGUUAUCCGUGGAAUGUUAUUAGCACAGCGAUAUUUAGGAAUAGAUAAAGGAGGUCGGGGAGGUAUUGUGAUAAACACAGGCAGCAACGUCAGUCUGAACCCAUACGUCAGUGUCCCAAUUUAUUCAGCAACCAAGGCGGCGAUUGUCAGCUUGACCCGAGCUUUUGGUGACAAGUAUCACGUGGACUUGACUGGCGUGAAGGUCAUGUCUUUGUGUCCCAGCGCGACUGACAGCAAUCUUGUCCGCGAUGUUGGAAAGCAAUUGCUUUCGCCCAGAUACGAGGACGCUUGGCGACGUGACACCGCCUCUUGCAUCCCUCAGAAAGCCGAACAUGUGAGUAAAGCACUGGUACACGUGCUGGCAAACGGAAAAAGCGGAAGCGUCUGGCUGGUAGAAAACGGACAGCCAGUGCGCGAAAUAGUCUUCCCGAAGCACUAGAGACCUCGAGAAGAAUAAAUAAGGUUUAAAUAAUUCAAGUACAAUUAUUGGAACAAAGUAUAA